Molecule: messenger RNA, 2213 nt
Organism: Cucurbitaria berberidis CBS 394.84
Lineage: Eukaryota; Fungi; Ascomycota; Dothideomycetes; Pleosporales; Cucurbitariaceae
Product: acetamidase
Exons: 3
Coding region: 235-1932 (565 amino acids)
Source: RefSeq, a predicted model, not a curated record
AGAAGGUCGAGGUACUACUUCUGUCGACAGCUAUGGAGUAUUGUUACCACCGAUGAACCAUGCGUAUCUCUCUGCACUGACAAUAUCGUGGCAGUAAGCACUCUAAAUAAAUAACUGGAGCCAUGGCUACCCCUCAACCCACCAUCCCGCAUCUAGCGAACCUCGGCUCAACCCCAACUUUAUCAAAAGCUCUAGACCCAUGAGGUCCUCUCAUCUAGACCUCCAUGUACCAUAAUGUCCAAGUCAAAGACUUUGCCUGAAGCUCAACUUCCGCCCAAGUGGCAGCUUGUCGCGUGGCAGAAGAAAGAUGAACAGGAUGCCCGGAUCCCACAUGAAUGGCGAUUGCACAGCUUGCCGUCCUCUAGUGUAACAAACUACACUGACAUCCCCCGCAAGUGUGGGCUGUUGAGUAAAGAAGAACUAGAAGUCACGGAGGAAUACGAUGCAACUGCGCUUGCGGAUGCGAUUAGAGACAAGAGGUUGAAGUGCGUCGAUGUCGCAAGUGCAUUUUGCAAGAGAGCAGCCAUUGCGCAACAACUCACCAACUGUCUGACUGAGAUCUUCUUCGACGACGCACUGAAAAGGGCCCAGGAAUUAGACGCGCACCUGGCCUCUGGCAAACCACCGCUAGGCCCACUUCAUGGCGUCCCUGUCUCUCUCAAAGACACGUUCAAGGUCCGCGGCUACGACGCAUCCAUCGGACUCGCGAGUCUCGCUUUCAAACCGGCAGAGGAGAACUCCAUUCUGGUCGACUGCUUGCUCAAUGCGGGAGCAAUUCUGUACUGCAAGACCAAUGUUCCACAAACCCUCAUGGCACUAGACUCGCACAAUAACGUCUUCGGGCGCACUAUCAACCCGCUCAAUACUGCCGUCACUGCUGGUGGUAGCUCAGGUGGCGAGGGUGCGCUGCUCGCAAUGCGUGGUUCCGUACUGGGAGUGGGCACGGAUGUUGGUGGCAGCAUCAGAAUUCCAGCCAUGUGCGAUGGCACGUACGGUGUCAAGCCAAGCUGGGAACGCAUUCCAUAUGCGGGUCAAGAAGGCGGUGCACUGCCUGGUGCAUCGAAGAUUGGCAUUCCGGCUAGCGCUGGACCGCUGGCACAUUCUAUGCGCGAUAUCGAUCUAUUCUUCCGUGCAGUCGCAGAGCAGAAACCAUGGCUACUUGAUCCAGAUACAGUACCCAUACCAUGGACUUCGCUCACUUCAACAUCAAGCGGAGGGCAAAAGCUGCGGAUCGGUGUCGUUAGACGAGAUGGAGUCAUUGAUCCGCACCCACCCAUUGCGCGACUACUCGAUGAGGUCAAGGUAAGGAUGCAGAAAGCCAGCAUCGAAGUCGUGGAAAUGGACAUUACACCCCUAUUCUUGCAGUGCCAGUCCCUUGCCAAUGCGCUGUUUGGCAUCGAAGGUGGCAACGCCAUGUUCGAUCUCCUCGAGGCCGCCGACGAGCCGCUGUCCCCAUGGAUCUCUACCCGACUAAAACGUAAGAAGCCAAUAGACCUUGCCAAACUUCAGGAGCUUCACGGUAAGCGAGAGCAACUGCGAAAAGAAUUUUUGCAGAUAUGGAAGGACAAGCACGGGGAGAUAGAUGCGUUCAUCUGUCCUGUUGCACCCCACCCUGUACCGCCAAUCGACCGAUACAACGGUGUGAGCUAUACGAGCUCGUUUGUGCUGAUGGAUUAUCCUGCGGGCGUUAUUCCCGUGCGGAGUUUCACGAAAGAGGAUAUGGAGGGUGAGAUGUCCACGACGAAGCCGUUGGGCAGCUGGGACAAGGCAAAUAGAGAACUCUGGACGGAUUUUGACCGUUCGGUUUACAUUGGCACGCCUUUGUGCGUUCAAGUCGUCGCGCAAAAGUUGCAGGAGGAGAAGUUGGUAGAGGCCAUGUCUGCGAUUGAUCGUGCAUUGGUAACGCAGAGGCCGAUAAGCGCGAAGCUGUAAAGAUUGAGUGCAUGGGGAUGCCGAUUUAGUAGGCCAUUAUAUGGUACUUAUACAUUAAUCAAUUGGCUACACAAGGCUUGUGAGAGAAGAAGUAUUAUUUACGUCGCGAUUACGCAGAGAUAUGCACUUGUCAUUAUUUCCCCAAGGUUAUAGAUAUACGCGCUUGAAGGCAGUGCGUAAGCGUUUUGUUCUGGUGCGAGCAGAUUUAUGCGCAAAAGUGUAUUAUAUAGAUUAGCAGGAGUGCGCAUAUGUGCGCGUAUCUGAGCUUAGAGUAUACCCGC